This is a messenger RNA of Dunckerocampus dactyliophorus (ringed pipefish), 1475 nucleotides long. RefSeq names its product insulin-like growth factor binding protein 2a (gene igfbp2a). The transcript has 4 exons. Gene Ontology annotation, molecular function: insulin-like growth factor II binding; insulin-like growth factor I binding. Gene Ontology annotation, biological process: regulation of insulin-like growth factor receptor signaling pathway. Bases 121 to 1119 code for a protein of 332 amino acids. Gene Ontology annotation, cellular component: extracellular region. NCBI's taxonomy places the organism in Eukaryota, Metazoa, Chordata, Actinopteri, Syngnathiformes, Syngnathidae. The record is from RefSeq and is a predicted model, not a curated record.
UAGAAAACACAUUUUACCUUCACCUAAAGCCAAUUUUUGUUUGGAACUACCAGGUAAUACGGAUUUAAACCAAGGGAGCUGUUUAGUUUUGUGUCAAAUUAUGUAAGGUUUUCCUGCAAGAUGACACUCUUGGCCCAGAGCGCAAAAAGAGGAACUGUAGGACCCAGCAGACCACUCUACCCGGGACUUCACCUGUUCUCGUGCACGUUGCUCUUUUUCUUUUUUCCUUUUUUUUUUAAACUUGGGAAUGCUUACCACCGGUCCGUGAUGAUGACCCAAAACCUCACAGCAAUGCUCAAGAUCCACAGCCUGCUGGUCCUCACCGCGUCCCUCGCCGGCGCCUCGCUCGCCGAGAUGGUGUUCCGCUGCCCGGUGUGCACCGUGGAGCGCCAGGAGCUCUGUCCGAUGCCCAGCGAGCCUUGCGUGGAGAUUGUGCGCGAGCCGGGCUGCGGGUGCUGCCCGGUGUGUGCCCGGCAGGAGGGCGAGACGUGCGGCGUGUACACUCCGAGGUGCGCCGCUGGCUUGCGAUGCUACCCGACGCCCGGCUCGGAGCUUCCCCUGGAGCAACUGGUGCAGGGCCAGGGCCAGUGCCGGCGCAUAGUAGACACCGACACUACGAGCCAGGAGCACCGGGAGCAGACCAGCGAUGAAGCAGUUGAACUGUUGCCUGAGCCAGGCCUGAGCGAUGUCAACAUACCCAGUAAGGAUACCGCCUGGAUGGGACCCAAGGAGAGCGCUGUACGACAACAUCGUCAGGAGAUGUUGACAAAGAUGAAGACCAACAAAGUGGAAGAGUUAAAACCUUCACGGCCCAAACAGACUCAGUGUCAACAGGAGCUGGACCAGGUGCUGGAGCGGAUCUCCAAGAUGCCCUUCCGAGAUAAUCGCGGUCCCCUGGAGGACCUUUAUGCCCUGCACAUUCCCAACUGCAACAAGAGGGGGCAGUAUAACCUCAAACAGUGCAAGAUGUCUCUCUAUGGUCAGAGGGGCGAGUGCUGGUGCGUAAGCCCCCACACAGGCCGACCCAUCCCAGCAGCCCCCACUGUGAGGGGCAACCCCAAUUGCAGCCAGUACAUCCCAGAGCUGGAGCUGGAGCUGGCCAACAUGGAGCAGAUUUAAUAAUCAUCCUUUUUAAAAACCCUAAACUAAACUAAAAGGAACUGUAAAGCACAUGGGUUAGGGUUAACUCUCGGUUGUUUGUUAACUCUCUCAGGUUAACAAACAACAACAACAAUGAGUAAGCUAUCUAUAAUCUUUCUGAGUGUCUCUAGUGGAUGUCUUAGUCACCAAAAAGUGUUAGAAACCAGCUUGCUGAGUAGGAUCAAUCCUGGAGUAGACGGGAGCAUCAUUUUUGCUUGUAGAUGUGUGUUGACCAAUGAGCAAUAAGUGUCAGUGAAGUUGAACUUGCAGUUGUUUAGACUGAGAGAGAGUGUGACGUUAAACUAAACACACAAUAAAAAGGUUUGUAGACUAAA